AUGAAGCUUGGCAUUUUUGUACUUUUAUUUUUCACAACUCAAGUAUUCGCCAAACAAUUUCUACAUGUGAGUGAGAAUUAUGAAGCGAUGGGACCUGGCAGUGAAAUUUUCAAAUAUUGCUAUUUGGUAGCAGAACCCAAUUUCGAGAUUUCCUAUACGAAAGACGAGUUGAAGUUGUUGAAUGAGAGAAAUCGGAAAAUUGUGGAACCAUGUAUUGAAGAAUUUUCAAAACUCAAUUCGAUUGUUCAUCGAAACAAAAAAGAAUUUAUUGAGGGAAUUGUGGAAAAAAUUGAAUAUCAAAUGUUAUUCUCCGAAUGUAACAGAAAAUUAGAAGCAAAUUCUAAUCCUGAUGUUGAAACUUGUCUAAAUCCCGACAACUACGAUUUGUGUUUUGAAAUUUUUGACGAAAAUGGAUGUGCUCAAAAAAUCCUGAAAGAUUAUUGUGAUAUCGAUUUUACGGAUGAUACGAUUUUUUAUUUGACAAAUCAGAUUUCUUACUGUAUCGACUUGAAUUUUUAG
Messenger RNA from Caenorhabditis angaria, 519 nucleotides. The record is from the annotation of a GenBank genome assembly. Lineage: Eukaryota; Metazoa; Nematoda; Chromadorea; Rhabditida; Rhabditidae.